Messenger RNA from Acanthamoeba castellanii str. Neff, 1545 nucleotides. RefSeq names its product transporter, major facilitator subfamily protein. Gene Ontology annotation, biological process: carboxylic acid transport; transmembrane transport. Gene Ontology annotation, cellular component: plasma membrane. The coding region runs from base 1 to 1545 and encodes 514 amino acids. Lineage: Eukaryota; Discosea; Longamoebia; Acanthamoebidae. The transcript is spliced from 16 exons. The record is from RefSeq and is a predicted model, not a curated record. Gene Ontology annotation, molecular function: carboxylic acid transmembrane transporter activity.
AUGAAGGGAAAUCGCGCGACGUACAGCCUGGAAGACUUCGAGGCGGACGGGGGUCCGAUUUCGUCAGAUGAAGAUGAGAGAGGAACUGAGGGUGGUGCCGUGGUCCAGGCGGGGCGAUGGGGUUUCGAUGUAUUCGAUGGUCUGUUGUUCAAUUUCGCUGCACCUGUUUGCAUCCCCUAUCUGCUGGGCGUUGAUCCCAAUGCCGAGUUGGAUCAGAGCACGCGAGAGGCCAUCACAUUUUGGACGGCGUCCCUCACCUCCUUGCUGCUCGUGGGUUGGGCGAUCGGGGGCAUUCUCUUCGGCAAACUCACAGACACAUUCGGCCGAAGUCGAAUCAUGCUCAUCACCAUGGCGACAUACGCGCUCAGCACGGGGGCGAGCGCGUUGUCCCCCAACAUCUGGGUUCUGGGCCUCUGCCGUUUCUGCGCUUCACUCGGCAUCGGCGGUGAGUGGGCUGCCGGCGCUGCACUUGUGGCAGAAACGAUGCCACCACAUAGGCGGCUCUGGGGAGGAGCCAUCCUCUACACGUCCGCCCCCGUCGGACUGUUUCUGGCGUCGUUCGUGAGCAGCCUGUUUCUCAACGAGGUGUCGUUCAUCGCCGACGACCCUUCACUCUCCUGGCGUGUCGUCUUCCUCACCGGUCUCAUCCCGGUCGUGUUCGCCAUCAUCAUCCGAAUCUGGCUCAAGGAGCCAGAUACGUGGAAGACCACUCGAGAGAACAAAGCCAUGUCCUACGGAGUGGUGGAGAGGGACUACGACGAGCAACCACCUCCGGAGAAGCUGGGUCGGUAUCGACGACGAACCCUCGGCGGUCUGUUCGUCGUGAUCAUCGCCCUCUUGACCUGGUGGACCAUCACCAGUUUCAUUCCUCUGAUUGCCAACUUCCUGGCCGAAGAUGUGGGCAAGGCGAGCGGACUUUCGCGAGUCGAAAUACAGGGGCUGAAGAGCGAGUACACCUUCAUCGGCAGCAACUCCUUCAACGCCGGCGGCCUCGUAGGCACCCUCACCACCGUCCCUCUUGCCCAGUACCUGGGCCGCCGCCCCAUGUUCGCGAUCUAUUUCGCCUGGAGCGCGGUGGCCAUUCCCUGCGUGCUCUACCUCGCGAUGAGCGCGCUGCUGCGGCUCUCGCUCCUCUUCAUCGUGGGCUUCUCCGUCUUUGGCGUCUUCGCCUCCUUCACCUUCUAUCUCCCCGAGCUCUUCCCCACGCGCCUGCGAGCGCUGGGUUCGGGAUUUUGCUACAACUCGGGGCGAGUGGUCACGGCUGUGGGGCCAUUUUUGGUGGGCAUUGUGGGCCGCGACGGCUAUGACCCGUUGUACAUAAUCACAUGGGUCGCUGUGCUGCCUGCCAUCGGGUUUGUGGGCACGCUGCUGCGCCUGCCGCUGGAGACGAAGGGCACGGUGCUGAUCGAGGAGGAGGUCGAACGCGUGGACGAGAACCUCUACCUGCUACACAAGGAAGCCGCCUCCUACUCCACCGCCACCUCCCCUUCCGCCAGCCGAUACCACAACGCCCACGACGAGGGGAUGGACAUCUUUCUCAAGUGA